This is a messenger RNA of Eruca vesicaria subsp. sativa (arugula), 470 nucleotides long. The record is from the annotation of a GenBank genome assembly. Lineage: Eukaryota; Viridiplantae; Streptophyta; Magnoliopsida; Brassicales; Brassicaceae.
CUUAAACCAGUUCUUUUUCCUUACAUCUUGGUGUGUUCUUGUUCUGUCUAAUGGGAGGCAACAGCAGUAAGCAAGUAUCGCUCUUCAGCUUCUAUAAAUCACGAAGGCCGACUCAUAGAGUUCAAGCAGACCCCUGGGACGACGGUGUAUACACAAGGAAGGCAUGGGCCAGUGACGAGGACAAGAGAUAUUGGGUGGCUGAGCCAGGUAUUGACCGUAAAGCUUCUGCCUUCAUCGCCAGGUUCCAUGCCUCUCGUGUCUCUGAGUCCGAGCGCCAAACUCUCCCUUCUUGUCAAUCUCAUCUUAAUUAGCCAUCAUCUUAAUCAUAACGAUGAUGAUGAAAUGAAAAAAAAAAUGCUAAUAGCUUAUUAGCUUGGUUCUAUUGUACUUUCUUUUUUAUGUUUAUGAUGAUGUCCUUACGAUUAUUUGUUUAUAAAAAAUGUCUUAUAUAUAUAGCUUAAAGUCAUUCU